AUGGAUGAAUAUGAAAGUGUUUCACUUGUCAAACCAGAAGUUUUCGUUUUCCGCAUUCCGCCGCUCGGGAGCAACAAAGGACACAAGUUCGUUUUUAUUAUAUUGGUCAAUUAGUAUGAUCUAUUACGGUUUUUUGCGGUCAAAAAAAUCAACAAAUUAUCAGAGAGAGGUUUUUUUAAUGGCUUUCUCGUGCUGAAUGCUUAAAGGAUAUUGUUUUCGUAUGAACUAUAUCAAAAACCCGUCAUUUAAUUGCGAAGUUCAGUUUAUCAAUCAUAAUUUUUAUAGAGCAGCUGAAUGGAAUCUUGACAAACCAGAUUGGACAGGAAGGCUAAAGCUAGUCUCAAUCGGAGGCGACAAACUAGAAAUACGUCUUGAAGACAAAACCACUGGUAUCAUCGAUUUGCACAGCGUCUUUCCCAUUUCUUUUUAUCUGAAGGAGCGUUGUACGCGAAAUGCCCUAUCGACGCCUAUCCUGGUGGUCUCGCCAUUGAGCCUGUAACUGACAGCUCAAGAUAUUUCGUAAUUCGAUUAAAGGUUAUUUUUUUCGAUAAUUGUCAUUAGUGAUAUUCUAUCAGAACAGCCAAAGUUUGACCUAAACUCCUAAUUGGAAAAGCCUACAACUGAUAGAAGAGUAUAUAUUUUCUUUGAGAACGAUUCUGGUCAGUCAGCCUUUGUUGGUUGUGGAUUCUCGGACCGGGGAGACUCUUUUGAUUUGAACGUCGCAUUGCAGGUUUUUAAAUUUCUGUUUUUAACAUCGUUAAACCUUCUUAGGAUCAUUUUAAACAUUUGUCACGUGCCUGCUCUUCUGGUGGUGCAGUAGAGCCGGAAAAACCCCUACCAGAUCUUGCUUUCAGAGAAGGACAGACUAUAUCUAUAAAAAUUGGGGUAAGUUUCAUUUAUUUCUAAAACUUUCAUUCGAUUUUAUUCAAGAAAAUGGACGGAGCAGCGGUCAAACGGCCGAAAGCUACUACGGGAACAUCAACGAAUGUUGUCCCACUUUUGCCGCCUCCACCAGGACCAAAUUCUUCUGUUUCUGUGAGUUCUUUCAUUCCGCUUCCUUAAAAGCUAAAAUAUUGAUUGACCUCUUCCAUUUUCAGAAUCGGUCACGUUUUCCGCCUCCAAAUGCUCCUGCUAGUAGCUCUAACUCUAAUAACCUCUUGUAAGUUUAGGGUGGUAUUCUUCGCUAACUAAUUGAAAGGGAUGAUCAGUUUCUAAUCGAUUCUUUCAGGGAUUUCUGA
Molecule: messenger RNA, 1238 nt
Organism: Caenorhabditis auriculariae
Lineage: Eukaryota; Metazoa; Nematoda; Chromadorea; Rhabditida; Rhabditidae
Source: the annotation of a GenBank genome assembly